UCCGUUGCUGCGAAUAUGUCCAGUGGCUGGACGCUGAAUGAGCACAAGGAAUUACAGACAGAGCCGAAAGCAGGAAUGAAGCGAGCUAGGAACGAAGCGGUGAACAAACUGACAGUGGUGCUUGGUGCCCAGUGGGGAGACGAAGGCAAAGGAAAAGUGGUCGAUUUGUUGGCGACGGAGGCUGACAUCAUUUGCAGAUGCCAGGGAGGCAACAAUGCGGGUCACACGGUGGUGGUGGAUGGUAAAGAGUACGACUUCCACCUCCUCCCCAGUGGGAUCAUCAAUUCCAAAGCUAUUUCCUUCAUCGGCAAUGGAGUGGUUAUACAUCUCCCAGGCUUGUUUGAAGAAGGGGACAAAAAUGAAAAGAAAGGUCUGAAGGGCUGGGAAAAGCGACUGAUCAUCUCUGAUCGGGCUCACAUAGUGUUUGAUUUCCACCAAGCUGUGGAUGGACUCCAGGAGGUCCAGAGACAAGCACAAGAAGGGAAGAACAUUGGCACCACUAAGAAGGGUAUCGGUCCAGCCUAUUCAAGCAAAGCUUCUCGGACGGGGAUGCGUGUCUGUGACCUUCUUGCCGAUUUCAAGGAGUUCUCCACCAGAUUUAAAAACCUUGCCCAGCAGUACCAGUCCAUGUUCCCCACACUAGAGAUUGAUGUGGAUGCUCAGCUGAAAAAACUGAAGGAAUAUGCCGAGAGGAUAAGGCCCAUGGUGCGAGAUGGUGUCUACUUUAUGUACGAGGCUAUUCAUGGGCCCCCAAAGAAAAUCCUGGUGGAGGGGGCUAAUGCUGCCUUGCUUGACAUUGACUUUGGUACAUACCCCUUUGUGACAUCAUCAAACUGCACUGUGGGCGGAGUGUGUACUGGCCUGGGUGUUCCCCCAGUGAAUGUGGGAGAGGUGUAUGGAGUGGUUAAGGCUUAUACAACUAGGGUAGGCAUUGGAGCCUUCCCAACUGAACAGCUCAAUGCUGUGGGUGAGCUUUUGCAGACGAGGGGUCAUGAGGUGGGAGUCACCACAGGCAGGAAGCGUCGUUGUGGAUGGCUAGACCUCGUCAUCUUGCGAUAUGCCCACAUGAUCAAUGGUUUCACUGCCUUUGCACUGACAAAACUGGACAUCCUGGAUGUGCUGGAUGAAAUCAAGGUUGGAGUGGCAUACAAGCUGAACGGCAAAAAAAUUCCUUAUUUCCCAGCAAACAUGGAGAUCCUGCAAAAAGUAGAGGUGGAGUAUGAGACACUACCAGGCUGGAAGAGUGAUACAACAGCUGCCAGGAAGUGGGAUGAUCUCCCACCGAAAGCCCAGAAUUACAUCCGCUUCGUGGAGAAUCAAGUUGGUGUACCCAUUAAAUGGGUUGGUGUUGGAAAAUCCAGGGAAUCUAUGAUUCAGAUGUUCUAGACCAUCAAGCCAGCCCUUUCCCUCUGACAGUUUUUACACAAUUCCCUUCUUCAUGGGUUCUUCAUCUCCAAAACAUGUUUCCUCUUUACUGGGACCUGUCAACACCAGUUUAGGGAACCCAGGAGUGUGCAUGGUAUGCUGUCAAUGCUACAAUACAGAAGAUCUUGAAGUUUAAUGAAACUGGUCAUUUAUUUGUCUCAGUUGGGUAUCCAGCUGCAGCAAUAAGAAGAGAGGUCUGAUUCUCUUGCAGUUUUGAGUUCUGAUCUUUGAAUUUCAGUAACAGAAGUCUUAGUUUGACAAAUGGACUGGAGUACACAAAUCAAGGUUUCCUAUAGCCAAUCUGUGUUUUUUGCAUGAAUCCAGAUGAUUAAUUGUUUACUGCUGUGUGUCAAGGAAGUACACAUGGGUGCUGUUCUUUAAAUUUGUACCACACAUAUUAAGCAUUGACAUUUUCUUAAUGAAAUGUUUUGAGGAAAGCCAUUAACCUAAGAGAUUGUCUCUUGCAUGCCCAUGAAACAAAACCACGGUUCACCAUCAUUCACCACGAAGAGUAAAAUAACAUUACAGGGUGUUUUCCUCCAUACCCUAAGGCCAUACAAUAGUGACACAGUGAAUUCUGAAGGCCAGUUACCUUGGUGAUUAUCUUUAUUACUAUCUGUCAUUCUGAAGGGAUCUGCUGAGACUGUGAAUGUUCUCACAUGCAUUGCAUAGACUUGAAUAAAUAUUGGCCAGUAUGUUAUGCCAAAAAUGCUUAUAA
Molecule: messenger RNA, 2143 nt
Organism: Scleropages formosus (Asian bonytongue)
Lineage: Eukaryota; Metazoa; Chordata; Actinopteri; Osteoglossiformes; Osteoglossidae
Gene: adss1
Product: adenylosuccinate synthase 1
Biological process (GO): IMP metabolic process; 'de novo' AMP biosynthetic process
Cellular component (GO): cytoplasm
Molecular function (GO): GTP binding; adenylosuccinate synthase activity
Source: RefSeq, a predicted model, not a curated record